Hydractinia symbiolongicarpus is the source of this 2385-nucleotide messenger RNA. Its product is annotated as zinc metalloproteinase nas-32-like. Bases 43 to 1872 code for a protein of 609 amino acids. The transcript has 15 exons. NCBI's taxonomy places the organism in Eukaryota, Metazoa, Cnidaria, Hydrozoa, Anthoathecata, Hydractiniidae. The record is from RefSeq and is a predicted model, not a curated record. Gene Ontology annotation, biological process: proteolysis. Gene Ontology annotation, molecular function: metalloendopeptidase activity; zinc ion binding.
UAUUAAUUUUGUUCUAGAAAAAUAAAAGAGAAUAAAGCCAAUAUGAAAAUAGCUGCAGUGUUUUUGGCAACGUGCCUCGUAGCUUGGCAAAUCAAGGCUAAGACGAUUUAUGAUGAACUGGAAAAAGACAUGCAGCAAGAUGAUCUUAGCAGUUUGUUGCACAGUAUUCAGGAUGAAGUGAAGGAGAUAAAUAAUGAUAUUACAUCGAAAGAUUCUGAAAAUGCUCAUGAUAACAUGAAAACUGAAUACUGGAUUAACAUGCGAAAUGGUUAUCACCACAAGGAACAAAAGUUUAAUGGUGACAACGAUGACGAUGAUGAAACAAGUGACGAUGAACGGAAGAGAGCUGUCGGCGUAAACAUUACACCAUGGCCAAAAAACGCUUUUGAUGAAUUAAUCAUACCUUACACGAUUGACGCUUCAAUUAUUCCUGGAUCAUUAAAGCACACAAGACUUCUGAGUUUCAUUGGUCAAAUGAAUAAUCUAAUUAGAUGUAAUGCGAACGCAUGGAGACCACGAACAACUGAGGCAGAAUACGUUGUGUUUCAGGACUCCACUGGAUGCUCAAGUUUUGUUGGUAAAGUAACUAAUCAACAACCGCAGCCGAUCAAUUUAGCAGAUGGAUGUGUGCUAAAUAAUGACGGUACUGUGUUGCAUGAAAUGAUGCAUGCUAUGGGUUUUUUUCAUGAACAUCAGAGAAGUGAUAGAGAUUCAUUUGUUACAAUAAACUCUGAAAAUAUAAUGGCAGGCAGAGAAAACAAUUUUGUACAACUGAACACGCAAUCCUUUAACACACCAUAUGAUUACGGUUCCGUCAUGCACUAUGGCCGCACAUUUUUCUCAGCUAAUGGACAAGAUACCAUAACACCAUUGCAAAGUGGGGUUACCAUUGGACAAAGAAAUGGUCCAUCACCAACCGACAUACUUCAAAUAAAUAGACUUUAUGGCUGUCCAGAAGAAACAACCACAACUACGACAACACCGACAACAACAACUACGACAACAUCAACGACAACGACAACAACGCCGACAACUACAACCACAACCAUAACAACGCCAACUACUACGACAACGACAACACCAUCAACAACUACAACAACACCGACAACAACCACAACGACACCCACUACAACGACAACAACUACAACAACACCGACCACAACUUCCACCACGACGGGACCAACUGCCCCCUCAACUGGAAUACUUUUAGGAAGUUGUGAUUACGAAAGAAGAAAAUAUGGAUGCAGAUACAAUCAGUUUAGGAUAGUUAAUGAUCGAAAUAACCGGUACCUAACUUACUCACCCUCCUCGAGAUGUGUAGAGUAUUCCAGAUCUUCGCGUGGAUGGUUGGGAAGAAGAAGAACUUGUGUCAGGAGAAGAUCUAGAAAUGGAUUUGUCAGCUUAACUGCGUUUGUCAUAAGAUCAAAUCUCCCAGCAUUAAACUGUACAUGCUCGCGGAGGGAAUGCAGCGAUAAGAAGUACUGCGUUUCUUUUUCGUAUCGACGACGUGGGGUACAAACACCACCAAUUACAUCGGUGGAAGUUUCCUUGUACGCACGUUGUGUCAAAACGUCUGAUUACCAAUGCGUGAAUGCUACUGUUGAUUUGACACCGACUAACACCUUUAACACACACCAUGUCGAGUUCCAUUCCAAGUGUGCAACAUCUUUUCAGGCAAGAAUCAAAACAAUGAAGGGAGGUGACACAGUCGAUAUUGACAAUUUCAAACUAACCACUGAUGCCUGUCCUGUUCAAAGUAAAGAUACAGAAUCAUAUAAUGCUGAACCAAAAAGAGAGGUGUUAAAAGAAAGAUUGAUGGAUAUUCAAUCUAAACUCCAAACAGUACGCGACACUUUGGUAAAGCUUGGAUAAACAAAGAAACAAAAUGAUUUCUACGAAUUUGGCGGCGAUAAAUUCGUCAACAAUGUUGCUGAUUGAUUUAUUUUCAAUAAUAUUAUUAUUAAAAGGAAAUUGUGUUCAUAUUUUUGAAUUUUUCCGAUGCAAUCAUUUUUUGGAAUUUUCCAUAAACAUUUAUCUAGCUUAUUGAAUAACUACUUGCAACUUUAAGUGUCUAUCGUCAAUCUGUUAACUGAACUACAAAUCUACGACGUGUCAAUAAAAUAUUUUGAUUUGGUUAUCAAGAAACGUUUUCUUAUUUGAGGUUAAAUCGUUGAAGUCGUGUUUAUCAAAAGUUUUUCGUUAAAAAGCAACUAGUUAAAUUCACUAACAACCCUAGUGCGAACGACGCUUGAGCAGCCUUGUGGUCCUUACAAAUAACAAGACACGCUUUCUACAAUUAUAUUCUUUAUUUGUGUUUUAGUUGUAUGUAAACGGCUGUUUAUUGUAUUUGUUAAAAAUGACAAAAUGACUAUACUAUUAUUGUUA